Messenger RNA from Fusarium musae, 1068 nucleotides. RefSeq lists its product as uncharacterized. NCBI's taxonomy places the organism in Eukaryota, Fungi, Ascomycota, Sordariomycetes, Hypocreales, Nectriaceae. The transcript has a single exon. The coding region runs from base 1 to 1068 and encodes 355 amino acids. The record is from RefSeq and is a predicted model, not a curated record.
AUGUUGCAUCUCUCUUCCGUCCUGACCGCGGGUCUCGCCCUCAUCACCGCCGCCUCCGCAGCCUGCGGCGAUGGCUCCCCCCAAGGCGUAGUCUCCGGCUCCGGGACCUUCACCGCCACAGUCAACGGCGCAAACGUCUACACCGGCACGGACUACCGUCUCGCUAUCCAAACGGCCCUUGACCGCAUCAGCAGCGGGCAGCGCGUCACGGUUCGAGCAUCCGGCAGCAUCGGCGCCAACACCAUCAGCAUCACCAGCGGCAAGACGUUUGAGGUCUGCGGUACCAUGAACGUUGGCAACAAAUCUGGUCGUGGUGCUAUUGAGGCUAUUAACCAGAACGAUGUCAAGAUUCCGUACCUUAAGAUGACGGGUAAUCCAUACUUUGGGCUGAGAUUCUCAGGGACGAGAAACUUGGGCUUGGGAGACAUUACGUUGAAUCUUAGCGGUGGGAUUGGUAUUCGCUUUGAUCGCGAUGCGGAAUGGAAUUACGGAGUUUCUAUGGGUAACAUCGUGGUUACUGGUGCUGGUAGCCACGCUGUCGAGACUUUCAAGAUUGACGGUCUUACUAUCACAUCUGUCAAGGCCAAGGAUGUCGGUGAAUGCGGUCUCCUCAUCCAAGAGUCUCGAAACGUCAAGGUCGGUUACGUCGAGGGUAUCAAUGCUGGAGCUGGCACCGGGUAUGCUACCCUUCGCUUCGCCAACAACAAUGGCCAACUCGCCAACGGUCAAUAUACCACCACCAACGUCUUUAUCGACAAGGUCUACUCUCGUGGUGGCGGUCGCGGAAUCUUCUGCGUUUCCAUGUCUGGAGCCACUGAGAUCAAGAACAUUGAUCUCGCUGAUAAUGGAAACAAUGCUAUUCUUAUUGAGAACUGUUAUAACUUUGCUAUUCGAGAUGGCGUCAUCAACAGAGGAGGCGAGGUCCGCGUUGCAGCUCGAAGCGAGUUCCCCAAUAACAGUGGCAUUUACGUCAAGGCUCAGGUGAACAGUAACACUGUUCGGGAGUCGCCUUGUGCCGAGAACAUUUACUGGGGUAUUACUGGUAAUGCCCAGAAGAAUGUUUGCUAA